AUGUCGCUUUUAACACCUACUGAGGCACAUGCCUUCCAGAAAUUCCUUUCGUCACUUGACACUACCGACUUUUCAGCGGCAUGGAACAUGGAGCUAGAAGUCUCACACGAGCAUAUGCCUCCAGCGCAUGGAAGAGAGGCCUUGGCUCAAGCAACCAAAGACCUUAUGUCACUCGAUACGGAUAAAUGGCGCUAUCCACUCGCUCGCUCUCCUUCAUCUCGCGAGUCUCCGACGGAACUGCCGGUUCACCGUCAUUCCCAGUCACAGCCAAACUCUUUGUCAUUUCUCUAUUCUACUCGUCGAGAACGACGCGUAGACGGUAAUGACGCCACCACAGGUCAUUCCCAGCUCAUGCCCUCCCGCAAUCGCCCACACAUACCCCCUCUCCAACGAACUGCGGAUCCUUUAUCAGUCUCCACCAGAACUAGAGCAAAAACGUUUGCUUUCGAUAACACAUCAUCUUCAUCAUCGAGUCAGUCUCCUAUCGACCCGUCUUCCUCAGCUACAUCCUUCUCUACGCACCAUACCACUCCUGCACCGGUCUUGUCGAAUAAACGAUCCCCACCACUGGAUCACAAUGUCUCCAAUAAACGGCGGAGACAGUCAUCAGUUACAUCGCAACAAUUUGCGAGUGACGCUGGUAGAGCAUCGACGCUCCUAUCACCCUCCCAGAAAAAAGCAAAUCAUAUACAAUCGGAGCAGAAGCGCAGAGCUAAUAUAAGAAGGGGUUAUGAGGCUUUGUGCGACAUCGUCCCGUCUCUACGGGAAGCCAUGUUGGCUGAGGCAAUGGAAGAAGAAGAAGAAGCAGCGAACGGGAAGAAAGCUGGCAGAAGACGGUGCAAAGGGAAGGCUUCAAACGACGACAGUGAGAAGGUCGACGGCAGGGCCGGUCCAAAAAGCGAACAUGUUGUGCUGUCAAGGACUAUCGAUUACAUCACAGAGCUUUUGUCACAGCAUGAUAUCUUCAAACAGCGCCUAAUGGUAGCGAGAAGUGCCCUCCCCCUUGAUCAUCCAUUACUACAGCGUCACCCCGACGCUCCUCCCCCGCUAUGGGAACGUAAAUGGACUGGUGGUGAAGCAAAGGAUGGUGACGAGGAGGACGAGGAGGAUGAAUCGUAG
This is a messenger RNA of Suillus bovinus, 1119 nucleotides long. RefSeq lists its product as uncharacterized. Bases 1 to 1119 code for a protein of 372 amino acids. NCBI's taxonomy places the organism in Eukaryota, Fungi, Basidiomycota, Agaricomycetes, Boletales, Suillaceae. The transcript is spliced from 2 exons. Gene Ontology annotation, biological process: regulation of transcription by RNA polymerase II. The record is from RefSeq and is a predicted model, not a curated record. Gene Ontology annotation, molecular function: protein dimerization activity; DNA-binding transcription factor activity, RNA polymerase II-specific; RNA polymerase II cis-regulatory region sequence-specific DNA binding.